Messenger RNA from Globicephala melas (long-finned pilot whale), 3993 nucleotides. RefSeq names its product solute carrier family 24 member 3 (gene SLC24A3). Gene Ontology annotation, cellular component: plasma membrane. Lineage: Eukaryota; Metazoa; Chordata; Mammalia; Artiodactyla; Delphinidae. Gene Ontology annotation, molecular function: calcium channel activity; calcium, potassium:sodium antiporter activity. Gene Ontology annotation, biological process: intracellular calcium ion homeostasis; calcium ion transmembrane transport. The record is from RefSeq and is a predicted model, not a curated record.
CGCCCGAGGCCGAGCGCGGACGCCGAGCGUGGGAGCCAUGGAGCGCGAGGAGGACGGGGACCCCGAGCGCCGGGAGGCUGCGGCGCGGGCCGGCGGCGACAAGGAGGAGGAGGAGGAAGAGGAGGGACUGAGCGACAGCGACGACGAGGACGAAGACCGGGAGACCCGCGGCGGCCGCGAGGAGGAAGGAGAGGAGGCGGCGGCCGCCGGGCGGGAGCGCAGCGAGGACGCGCCGCCGCCGCCGCCGCCGAGCGCGGAGCUGCCUCCAGCCGCCGUGCCCGCCGCGGCCGCCCGCGACCGGAGCGGCCGCCGCCCGCCGGGGCCCCAGCCGGGGCCGCUGCCCUGCCGCCCGAAGAGGAUGCCGUCGCCCGACGAGGAGGAGCGCGAGCGUCGCCGGAGCCGCCGGAGGGACCUUCUGCUGAGCCAGAUAGGCUUCCUGGCCCUGGUGGCGCUGCUGCUCUGGUCGCUGUCGAGCAUGCAGGACCACGACGACCUUGAUUUCAUGGACCUCAUCGGGCAAGACAGACAGUGGACCGUGGGCAGGAAGUUAAUGCAGGUGAAUGACUCGCUGACUUCAGAAGAUGCAGGGCCGCGGAGCAGCAAGAACUGCACUGAACCAGCCCUGCACGAGUUCCCCAAUGACAUCUUCACCAACGAGGACAGAAGACAGGGGGCGGUCGUCCUGCACGUGCUCUGUGCCAUGUACAUGUUCUAUGCGCUGGCGAUAGUGUGUGAUGACUUCUUUGUCCCCUCCUUGGAAAAGAUCUGUGAGCGCCUGCACCUCAGCGAGGAUGUGGCUGGGGCCACGUUCAUGGCAGCAGGCAGUUCAGCUCCAGAGCUGUUCACAUCGGUCAUAGGCGUCUUCAUCACCAAGGGUGACGUGGGAGUGGGGACCAUCGUGGGCUCCGCCGUGUUCAACAUCCUGUGCAUCAUCGGCGUCUGCGGGCUCUUCGCCGGGCAGGUUGUGGCUCUGUCCUCCUGGUGCCUGCUGAGGGACUCCAUUUACUACACGCUGUCCGUGGUCGCGCUCAUCGUGUUCAUUUAUGAUGAACAAGUUUCCUGGUGGGAGUCUUUGGUCCUCGUGCUGAUGUAUCUCAUCUACAUUGUCAUAAUGAAAUACAACGCCUGCAUACACCAGUGCUUCGAGAGGAGGACCAAGGGUGCAGGAAACAUGGUCAACGGCUUGGCCAACAACGCUGAAAUCGACGACAGCAGCAACUGCGACGCCACCGUGGUGCUACUCAAGAGAGCCAAUUUCCACCGCAAAGCGUCAGUGAUCAUGGUAGAUGAGCUGCUGUCAGCCUACCCACACCAGCUCUCUUUCUCUGAGGCUGGUCUUCGAAUCAUGAUCACCAGCCACUUUCCCCCCAAGACUCGACUCUCCAUGGCCAGUCGCAUGUUGAUCAAUGAGAGACAAAGACUGAUAAACAGCAGGGCUUAUGCCAAUGGGGAAUCCGAGGUGGCCAUCAAAAUCCCGAUUAAGCACACGGUGGAGAACGGGAUGGGGCCCAGCAGCGCCCUGGACAGAGGUGUGAACGGGACGCGGGGGGACGACGUUGUUGCCGAGGCUGGCAACGAGACGGAGAAUGAGAACGAGGACAACGAGAACGACGAGAACGAGGGCGAGGAGGACGAAGAGGACGAGGAAGGGCCGUACACGCCGUUCGACCCCCCCUCUGGCAAACUGGAAACAGUGAAAUGGGCGUUCACCUGGCCCCUGAGCUUUGUCUUGUACUUCACUGUCCCCAACUGCAACAAGCCCCGCUGGGAGAAGUGGUUUAUGGUGACCUUCGCUUCCUCCACGCUGUGGAUCGCAGCCUUCUCCUACAUGAUGGUGUGGAUGGUCACGAUCAUCGGGUACACGCUGGGGAUUCCUGACGUCAUCAUGGGGAUCACCUUCCUGGCAGCCGGAACCAGCGUGCCCGACUGCAUGGCCAGCCUCAUUGUGGCCAGACAAGGCAUGGGGGAUAUGGCCGUGUCCAACUCCAUCGGGAGCAAUGUUUUUGACAUCCUCAUUGGCCUCGGGCUCCCCUGGGCCCUGCAGACCCUGGCUGUGGAUUACGGAUCCUACAUUCGGCUAAACAGCAGGGGACUGAUCUACUCCGUGGGCUUGCUCCUGGCCUCCGUCUUUGUCACGGUGUUUGGCGUCCACCUGAACAAGUGGCAGCUGGACAGGAAGCUCGGGUGCGGGUGCCUUUUCCUAUACGGCGUGUUCCUGUGCUUCUCCAUCAUGACUGAGUUCAACGUGUUCACCUUCGUGAACCUGCCCAUGUGCGGGGACCACUGACCCGCGGCCGCCGCCAGCCGCGGCCCCUCCUUCUGUGCAAUACGAGCCCGACGCCCGAGUCUGGCCCCGCGGCGUGGUCUCUGCGCUGCCCACCGGCCUCCGCUCCCGCCCUCGGGUCCCCCUGCCCCGCCCCCGGCCCCCUCCCCGCCCCCCCACCCCGGCUCCGCCUUCCCGCCUCCUCCGCGUGAAGACUUCGACACCCGCGUGAAUUUUCAAGCUCAAUUUUUGAACAGUGACUGAGAUUCUAGAAAAACUGGCUGCUAACUGGCCCAAGCCAGGCAAAACUUAGUACAUCCCUCGUCCUUUUUUAAGUUAUUGGAUGGAAGACUAGCCUAAUUUAUGACCCUAGACUGUGGAAGGAGAGAGAGGAGAGGGUCCAUUGAUGGUAGGGAGUGUUUGGGAUUUCCUUAUAUUUGGCGCUGAUCCCUAGGUUACUGGGUCUGGGGGGCUGUUUGGCUUUGGGGGAUCCCCCUUUUUCUUCCUUUGCUUCCAGAGAUUGAGAGUUUUUCUUGCGUCUUCUUUCACUGGGCUCUGGGUCCGUCGAUGACCCACGGGUGUCCCAGCUGCGUCCUCUGGGGUCGAGUCCCAGGCGCUUUGGAGCUUGUAUGGAUUUAGUGCUGAUCUGAGGAGUGGCUGGCGAGGCCCUGGGACAAAGGCGUGACACGUCACACCCGGGGGUCUCCGCCAAGCCCUGCAGGCCUUCCCUGGGGCGCAGGGUUUUACGGGAAGGAGAUAGCUGCCCACCUGUCCAUUUUGACCAUCACUCUCUCCCCAGGUUCCUUCUAGCCUCUCAAGCAAUAGUUGUUGCCUGCCUGCCAGAGGCCUUUGACUCGGGGCCCCGGUUAACCUCUCCAUCCUAGAGCGCUAGGCAGCCAACGGCAGGAGCUUCCCCGCCUGUGAGUCCCUGAGAUGUGUUCUCUUUGCUUGGUGUUUGGGGUGACAGGGAGUGACCCAGAGGCCAACACCGCUUUACGCGCAGGAGGUACAGACACUGGUUUCUUGGGAAAUGGAGAGACGCGCACUUUGCACAGACGUGGCCCCUCGGUACUGAGUACACUGGACCCUGACCGUUGGCUCUAGGGCCAGCGUUCUAACUUCGGGACGCCGCCGCCCAGCAGUCCCAGCUCCACCGCUCCCUUCCGGGAGGGGCGGCGGGGGUGGGGCGGGCGGGAGGCGCAGGAAGGAGAAAAGAGAACGGACACCUUGGAAACCGCAGAAUGUGUUCAGUGCAGACUCGCUCAAGGGCAUAAGUUAUUGUGGACGUUGUUGCCAAUCACUGCUCAGCAGCCCUGCUAGGUUUUGUCUGAUGCUGGAUUAUUACGCAGAUAAUUCCACCGAGUUGAGACCCACCCAUGCUUGUUAUACUUGUAUUUAUUGAAACUGUGGAUUCUUGCCCGUGCCGCCCCAUGUAUUUACUUUAAGCACUGAUCACUUAUUCAUUCGGUAUGGUUUUCCCCGUCCCUUGUACACAUUCUGGUAUGAAUUGUAAAAAUAACCUGCUACAGAUGGGUUGAAUAUUUGCUGAUGGUGCAGACUGAGGCCGGCGUUCGCCGAGGGGCACCUGCCGGCCGGAGGAGCGGGAGAGGAAAUCACCACUUCGGGCUCUCAGAGCCAAGACACACAUGGAUUCUGUUACACAUUUUGCACUGGUUUACGGCGAUUGUUUUCUUGGACGGAUAGUGUAAAAUAAACUUCUCUGUUCUGUA